GGGGGAGGUUAAAUGUAUGACUUUAUUGGAGCGUCAGGAGUGUGACUGACUGUGCGUGAGUGUCACAUGUCACUAUAAACAAGCGGCUGUUUGACACCUCCGCUUCAACCCUCAGAGAGACGCUCCCAGGACAGCAGCUCUGUCUGCGGACUUUAGGCAGCGAUGGCGAGCGGUGACAGUCCGGACACUUUUCAAUCAUGGCUCAACAAGGCUACAGAUCCAAACAACCAGGAAGACAGAUGGGAUUGCAUUGAGGGUUUCUACAAGCAUGUCAUCCAAGAGACUGAUGGGCCACAGAUAGCUCUUCGUCUUAUUGCCCAUAAGAUUCAGUCCCCGCAGGAGAAGGAGGCUCUGCAGGCCCUCACUGUUCUUGAGGCAUGUAUGAACAACUGUGGGAAGAGGUUCCACAGCGAGGCUGCAAAGUUUCGCUUUCUAAAUGAGCUUAUUAAAGUCUUAACACCCAAGUAUUUUGGUGCGUGGACUCCACAAAAAGUUAAAGACAGAGUGACGGAGGUCCUCUACGGCUGGACUCUCUGGCUUAAAGAAGAACCAAAGAUUCAGGAAGCCUACAACAUGCUGAAAAAACAAGGUAUUGUACAGGCAGAUCCCAAACUUCCAGACACUCUCAUCAUGCCUCCUCCUCCACAAAGAACAACAGAGUCUGUUUUUGAUCAGGAGGAUAAAGCUAAACUCUUAGCAAGAUUGUUAAACAGUGGCCGCCCAGAAGACUUGGAAACUGCCAACAGGCUCAUAAAAAGCACCAUCAAGGAGGAGCAGGAAAAGGCAGAGAAAGCGGCAAGGCGGGAGGAAACUCUCAAGGAGGUCGAAAGCAACACAAAGCAGCUCAGAGAACUGCUGGAGCAGCACACUGUUACUGGAGUGUCAUUACAGCCCAGCGAUGAUGUUAAGGUAUGCUCCACAUCACACAGGGAAAUUCGUCUCUCUACAACAGAAAACACAUAUUUACUCUGCAUAACUCAGAUUUUCGGAUCUGUAACUUUAAAACCACAAAUGUCACAAUCGCCAACUAAGCAGGUCUCAGGAUCAGAUAAGCAACAAAAUAAAGACUCCUGGUCACCGCUAAUACUGCAGGACAGUGGAAAUCCCCCUCCUUCACUAAAGAACAUCUUUGUUCCUUUGGAAACCAUCAGAUCAAGUCAGCUGGAGCCAGUCACAUUAUACAACAAGGCUGGUAUCCAUGUGUCACUCCAUUUUGCCAGAGACGGUCCAUCUGGUCAUCCCGGUGUGGUGGUGGCUGUCAUGUCUGCAGUGAACACAUCUGCACUGGAUGUGAAGGAUUUCACCUUUCAAGUUGCCGUUCCCAAGAGCAUGCUGGUGAAACUUCAGCCUGCCUCCAGGACGCAGCUUCCACCUUACAACCCUCUACUGCCUCCACCUGCCAUCUCACAAGUCAUGCUGUUAGCCAAUCCCGAAAGUCGUAAAGUGCGGCUACGCUACAAGCUUUCGCUGACGCAGGGCGACCAGCAGCUUAUCGAGACAGGAGAGAUCGACAGCUUCCCUGAUUGGGCGACUUUGACCUUGCAAAAAUGACUAUUAACGCAUAAUCAAGAAUCCAAUCAUCCUGAUCUAAAAUCUAAACACCGUAGGGAACGGAAAGAAAAACUACGUUUUUGAGAAAGGAACACAGCCAAGGAAAGAACGAUUACACUAUUUAGUACCACAAUAUUAAAAUGUGAAAGUACCGUUGGAACCUUAUUUAAAUUGUGACUUCAAUAAAAGCUGUUACGGUCAA
Messenger RNA from Cyprinodon variegatus (sheepshead minnow), 1753 nucleotides. Its product is annotated as ADP-ribosylation factor-binding protein GGA3-like. The record is from RefSeq and is a predicted model, not a curated record. Gene Ontology annotation, biological process: vesicle-mediated transport; intracellular protein transport. The transcript has 12 exons. NCBI's taxonomy places the organism in Eukaryota, Metazoa, Chordata, Actinopteri, Cyprinodontiformes, Cyprinodontidae. Gene Ontology annotation, cellular component: trans-Golgi network. The coding region runs from base 163 to 1551 and encodes 462 amino acids. Gene Ontology annotation, molecular function: ubiquitin binding; small GTPase binding; phosphatidylinositol binding.